This is a messenger RNA of Trypanosoma theileri, 1917 nucleotides long. RefSeq lists its product as uncharacterized. Gene Ontology annotation, cellular component: nucleus; cytosol; perinuclear region of cytoplasm. NCBI's taxonomy places the organism in Eukaryota, Euglenozoa, Kinetoplastea, Trypanosomatida, Trypanosomatidae. The record is from RefSeq and is a predicted model, not a curated record. Gene Ontology annotation, biological process: nucleocytoplasmic transport; activation of GTPase activity. The coding region runs from base 1 to 1917 and encodes 638 amino acids. Gene Ontology annotation, molecular function: GTPase activator activity; small GTPase binding. The transcript has a single exon.
AUGUUAGAGCUCUCCGAGAUCGCCCCCUUCGAUCUCAAUAUGGAGAAGGUGGAGCAGAUGGUGAUGCACAUAAAUUCCAAGUGCGCAUCUCUACAACGUCAGGUGGCCCUCAGCUCACAGAAUCAAAGCGUAUCAUGUAAAGAUAUACAUACAGACUCUAUCUCAUCAGAAGUAAAGUUUCAACUUCCCUCCACUCAAGAUGAGAGUGCGGUGACUGCAAGCCACAGCGGCACUCCGCACUCCACUCAUUCACUUAAAACCCGCAGUGUAACGUAUUGGAGUGAACGUGAACUCUUUGUAGCCUCAUCGGAGUUGUGUCAAUAUCUUAACGGUGGUGUGGAUUAUCGAGCGAUUUCUUUACAACUUCAACGAGUGAUGGAAAUUCUUCUCACAUUACUGCGGGAGGAUUUACAGUUGGCACGUGAGAUAGAUGUACUUCCAGGGGGAACUGUGGAUCGUAUCUUCACUGUAUUCUCAGAUCUCUUUCGUGAGGGAAAAAAUCUUUUAACAGUAAAUGGUGUUCUUCAAAGCGAUUCACGUUUUUUUGAACAACGGGGCAGUCAAUCAACUGCUGUCCUGGAAGAAAAUCAACAACAACAACAACAACAACCAUCUGCAAUGAUGAAUUCACAAUCACCACCGGAUUCUCAAAAUAAUGGUAAACGCAGCAACGGCAAACAAGGAUUACAUGUUACCAUUUUUAAUGAAAAUGAGGAUUCUUCUAAAAGUGAAGAAGAGUAUGAACCUUUACAUCUUAAUACCUGUGGGAGUGCAUUAGUUGGGGAAGAUUCUGGAUUUCGUUUUCCUGUCGCAACACCAAAAGAUGAUGUUAUUAGUAUCAGACAAAGCUCUAGUGUGGGAAUGAAUACUCAAUCAAGUAUAGGUGAAAGUAAUGGUAGUCCGUUGAAACCAAAAGGAACUUCGUCCGAUACUAAAUCUCGUUAUCAACGUAUGGAAGAAUUAUAUGAUACGUAUUGGAAAUCUGAUGGAAUGGAUAUGAUAGCAGAUAUGAUGCAAAUGGUAUUUUUAAAAGAGUAUGAACAAAAUGUUAAUAAAACUGCACAGAAAGAAGACUUUUCUCGAUUUAAAAAGGACCUUGACGAACGGAUUAUGCCUGGUUUAAAAGAUUAUGAUACCUUUCAAUUGUAUACAUUAGAUCCAUCUACACUUCGAUCGGAUUAUGUAGUAAAUUGUCUUCAUAAUCAUGUAAAACCCAAUGAAAAGAUAUUAGAUAUGUUGACUACUCCUUCAUUAUGGAGAGAAACUCCAUCGCUGGUUCUUUCCAAUGUGAAUCUUGGUGAUGCUGGUGUAAAGUCAUUCGCACCAUUACUCCCACGACUAAAACAUAUACGCCUUUUGGAUUUAAGUUCUAAUGAUAUUCAUGAUACUGGUAUAUCCGAGUUAUGUACAGGAUUAUUAAAACACCCCACAUUGGAGGCAUUGGAUAUUUCUCAUAAUCCCAUUACAGAUGUAAGUGGAAAUGCCAUUCUCCAUCUCGCUACACAAUGUCCACAUUUAAAAGUGAUCCGACAUGAAGGGAUUACAUUUAAUCCAUCUGCAGAAGAAGUAUUGGCCCAACGUCUAGAACGAAACAGAAGAGCUACCAAUCCACCAUGGUUACCGCCUGGUUUUGUGGGUGGACAUGCCGUUUAUGAUCGUGGAGACUUGUGGAGACCAGUCUUAUCCACACGACUGGCGCCUCUCAUCACUCCCACCUCCACGAUAUCAUUGGAACAUCCAACAAGUAAGGGAAAUGUGGAAUCAUCGCAGAGAAAUGCGGUAACACCAAAUUACACACAUAACUCCACUAUGCCUCGGUCGUUGGGAGUAUUACAACGGGUUCGAUUGCCUUAUCGAACUGCGCAAUUAGGAAAUAUUAGGGCUAGUCGACGGGAAAGUAAAAGUUCACCUCGUUGA